GAGCCCAACAUUUUUUGUGAAACGCAUACUUGAACUUGUUACUCAAAAUUUACACAAAUGAAAAAAUUCGUAAAACAUAUCACAUAGUAGUGAAAUCAGUUAAAAUGCCUGUCACAGCUACACAGUUAUCAAAUCUCUUGAAAGGAACUAAAAGAUUUGAUCAAGUUCUAAAUAAGGUAAAAAUAUUAAAACUUGAACAGGGAAAGUGUGAGGCUGAAUUAACACUUGAUGAAGAACAUACAAAUAUAUAUGGAGGGCUUCAUGGAGGUCUGUCUGCUACAUUGGUUGAUUCAAUAUCUAGCUAUGCCUUAAUGUCACAUGAACAUGGACAAAUGCCCAAUGUUUCCAUUAAUCUGAAUAUAGAAUUUUUAAAAGCUGCCAAACUGGGGGAUAACAUCAAAAUAAUUGCUGAAACAUUAAGAGUUGGAAGAACAAUUGCUUCUUUAGAAGUUCUAAUUAAAAAUGAAAGUGGAGAUCUCCUGGUAAAAGGGUCUCACACCAAGUUUCUGAAAUUUGCUGAACCGGAAUUCAACCCAUCUAAUGUAAAUUUUCAAUCAAUUGACCACGGGAAUGCAUUAGCGGAUUUCAUAGUUGAAGAAGAACACACCAACCCUCUUGGCACUUUGCAUGGAGGAUUUUCUGCAACUUUAGUUGACAGUGUUUCCAGCUUUGCUCUCUCAACUCAUGAUAAAGUUGGCUGUCCCCAUGUUUCAGUUGAUAUUCACUUAACAUAUUACUCUUCCGCAAAUGUGGGAGAUCAUGUUGAAAUCGAGGCAAAUACAAUAAAAGCGGGUAGAUCGAUGGCGUUUUUAGAAGUACUUAUUAAAAACAAAAACACUGGUGUUCUUUUAUUGCGAGGUCUACAUUCAAAGUAUUUGAUGCGCGGAAAGUAAUCUAGAAUAAAUUAACAGUUUAGUUGUAAAAAAACUUAUUCGAAUUUUAGUAGAUUUCACUAUAUUUAGGUAUUUCGUGGUAUUGAUCACGUCUGGUGAUUAUAAGAGAUAUCAUUUUCAUCAACAUUUUAUUUUAAUCAAAUUUAAAAAAAUAAUUUAAAGUAAAAAUACCGACGUUAUUGCGAGGAUUGAAAGUAUGUAAUAUAAUUAUUUUUUUUUUAUCGAAAAAUUGAUAACCAAAAAAUUCAUUGAAAUUAUAAUAGAUUUUGCCAUAUUUAAGUAUUUUCUGAUGUUGAUCAUGUCUGGUGAUUCAUUGAUUGGGUAAUCAUUCUUAUCGACAUUUUGCUUUAAUUAUCCGGCAGCUAGAUAAAGCAUGACGUAACUUAAAAUAAUGACACGACAGUCUCCUUUUAUUGAAAUUUUAUAACUAAAAUACCAAUUAGUAAACACAAUGGUUACACGAU
Cylas formicarius (sweet potato weevil) is the source of this 1357-nucleotide messenger RNA. RefSeq names its product putative esterase F42H10.6. The coding region runs from base 105 to 893 and encodes 262 amino acids. The transcript is spliced from 5 exons. Lineage: Eukaryota; Metazoa; Arthropoda; Insecta; Coleoptera; Brentidae. Gene Ontology annotation, molecular function: fatty acyl-CoA hydrolase activity. The record is from RefSeq and is a predicted model, not a curated record.